This is a messenger RNA of Mesorhabditis spiculigera, 198 nucleotides long. Lineage: Eukaryota; Metazoa; Nematoda; Chromadorea; Rhabditida; Rhabditidae. The record is from the annotation of a GenBank genome assembly.
AUGAAACUCUUCUUCUACUUCACAAUCUUCUUCUUCUUCGUCGCUACGGCUUUGGCUGGACCGUUCGAAGUCGGACACGAUUGCAUCAACUCCGUCCAGUGCGACGAUGGUAGCUGCUGUCAGGACGCCCGUGCCUCCGAGGGUCGCUGCCAAAAGGCCAAGUGCAGCGCCAGCCAGCAAGAAGUCCUGAUGGUCAAC